Messenger RNA from Drosophila guanche, 2020 nucleotides. RefSeq names its product cytochrome b5 reductase 4. Gene Ontology annotation, biological process: superoxide metabolic process; generation of precursor metabolites and energy. The transcript is spliced from 2 exons. The record is from RefSeq and is a predicted model, not a curated record. The coding region runs from base 66 to 1667 and encodes 533 amino acids. Gene Ontology annotation, molecular function: oxidoreductase activity; heme binding. Gene Ontology annotation, cellular component: endoplasmic reticulum. Lineage: Eukaryota; Metazoa; Arthropoda; Insecta; Diptera; Drosophilidae.
CAUGCAACAGCUGUUUAUACCUGAAAUUAAUUGUGAUUUUGCGAUUCCAAGCCAUUCAGCUCAAUAUGACCGACUUACCGCACAAAUCAUCUACCAGCAACACGCUGCUUGGGCCGCCACAGACAGUGCCUUUACCGAGAGCCUCUGCCGGCCUUCAACUGCCCACCACAAUGCCCCAAAAGCUGAACUCCAAUUCCGGUAGCUCGGGCUCAGCGACAGGGAACCCGCGGAACAAAUGUGCUCUAAAGCCAGGCUACUCACUGAUGAGCUGGAUACGGCUGUGCAAUUCUGGAGCAGACCUCUCGGGGACUAAUGGACGGGUGGUUCCUGUUACCAGAAGCGAGUUGGCCCAGCACAACAAGGUUACUGAUGCUUGGAUGGCCAUUCGCGGCAGGGUGUUCAAUGUAACUCGAUACAUGGAUUUUCAUCCAGGCGGAGUGGAUGAGCUACUGCGUGGAGUUGGCCGAGAUGCUACAGCAUUGUUCGACGAAGUCCAUGCCUGGGUAAACUAUCCACAGCUGCUGGGAAAAUGCUACAUAGGACCAUUAAAGGAGAAUGCCGCUGGGCCACUGACGGCGGCUGAUCCUCUUACGAUAGAAACACGCGAAUCAAAACCGGUGGAGAUUGUUCCACGCUUCGAUUGGAUACAGCAAAGAAGCGAAGUAACCCUAUUCUUCUAUACUCGAAGCUUCUCCAAUCCCGGAUUGUUUGUGAGAAGGAAAGAUCCGCAGCAGCUGGUGGCGCGUGUUUUGUUGGAGAACAGCGGGCACACGUUUGACUUUCAGUUGGCUGGCAAGGUGGAGUGGCCACCGAAGGCCGUGCGAGUCGGCGCUGAGACUGGAAAGAUUGAACUGGUCUUGGCUAAGGAAGAGCCAGCUCCAUGGACUUCUUACGGCACGCACACGUCUAGUAAACUUUACUUACAAGAGGAAACGUAUGAAUACGAGGUGUUAGACGCUAACGAUUUCAACCACGACUCUUUUGAGCUGAGUUUACAGAGCGUUCAGAAGGAGGUACUAAUGGUCCUACCAGUGGGCUAUCAUUUAAACAUACAAGUCCCUGUGAAUGGGGAUGUCAUCCAGCGAAGCUAUACGCCAGUCGAUCACAAUUAUUUGCCAUCCGAAACGAACUCCCUGGCGAGUUCUGUGUGCUUGCACUUUCUGAUUAAGCGAUAUACUAACGGGCCUGUCUCAAGUUACUUACAUCGACUGCAACCAGGCUCUCGGGUCCAUUUAAGCUCGCCUCGCGGCGGUUUCAUGCUCUCCGAACUAACCGCGAAUAGAAACAUUAUUCUACUGGCAGCUGGAAGCGGUCUUACACCUAUUUUAAGUCUGAUACCCCAUCUACUAAAGCGGAACACAAAUCGCAUCGAAUCCCUGCACCUGUUUUACUUUAACAAAACUGAAGCGGACAUCUGGCUGAGGGAGAAACUGCAGAAUCUGCAAACCCAGGACGAGCGCUUUAACUGCACCCACAUACUGUCGCAGGCGGAGGAGCAGCCGCAACGAAUAUCGUCCGAACUGCUGGCUCCCCUGUUCAAGGAAAAGCAGCCGGAUAGGUGUACUUAUGCGGCGAUUUGUGGACCCAGCCCCUUCAACACUGCUGCCGUCGAUGUACUGAAGAGUCUGAAUGUAAUGCCGAAUCAGAUGCAUGUCUUUCGCGGUUAAAAAGAUGCACCUAAUCGUUUGGGCUGGAUUAAUUUUCAUUCAUUUUAUUUGCUAUGCAGCAAAUAAUUCUGAUUUAGUUUUUUUUUGUGAUUUUUACAUGUUUUUGUUUCAAUAAUUUAAUAAGUUUAACAAAUACUAGAAAAUGUUUGUUGGAUUUGUUUUGUUUUGCUCGUUGCCAGGCAAAUCAUCGUUCUGUUCGGUUCUUGUCGUCGCAACCAUCUUCUCUCAGUUAUGCCAUCACACACAUUUUGCUAAUGUAAUAUUGUAAAUUGUAUAUAAAGAACAACCAAAAAAGUAACCAGGUGGAGGGCGAACAGGGCAUACAGAAAAUAAAGAGAAACAGGAGCCACAUA